Messenger RNA from Helobdella robusta, 2817 nucleotides. RefSeq lists its product as hypothetical. NCBI's taxonomy places the organism in Eukaryota, Metazoa, Annelida, Clitellata, Rhynchobdellida, Glossiphoniidae. The coding region runs from base 1 to 2817 and encodes 938 amino acids. The record is from RefSeq and is a predicted model, not a curated record. The transcript has 5 exons.
AUGUCGGCCAUCUCUAUGAGCUCUCUGUCGCUGAAAUCCGACCAACAACAGCCACAAGCGCGAAAGCAAGUAGCUAGGGUACAUUCAUACAGGCAAGCUACAGAAAGCUCUCAAGCUAAAUUCAUCACCACUACUACCACUACUACAAUCGCCAACAAUGUUUCAUCAUUAUCAGUAUCAUCGUUGACCCCGUUGGCGACAUCAACCUCAUCUUUGAACACGUCAGGUUCAGCUAGGCGUCUGCUACCUCAGACUUGUAGCAAUGCUAACAUUAAUACUAGCGUUAAUAGUAGCAGCAAUAGCGCCGUGACAGCAAACCAGAACAUCAACAACGUCGUCAACAUCAAGAACAUCAACAACAACAACAUCAGCAGCAGCAGUGGUGGUAGCUGCAUCAGCAGCAACAACAAACAUUUUCAGUCGACUCCGAAUCUCUUGAAAGAUGAGAUGGACGACGAGGAUGCCAACAGUUUGAAGAGUGAAGCGGUUUAUAACUAUAAAACUAACAGUCUAUCGAAGACCGCCGUGAAGAAGGGCAGACAGUCCAUACCCACGAGUACCGCCACCGGCAGUGACGUCAUCAAACAGCGGCAACAAAUUGUUGAAACCGAUGGCCAGCCAAUGAGGAGGGAUUUAAUUGGGUCAAAUUCCAGCGUGAAUAAAUUGGGUGACCUGGAUUUUAAAAAUAGCCAAUCGCUGUUGGAUAGCGCUCGGAGGAUUUCUCUACCGGGUCAUCUAAUUGGUCAGAAAGAUUCGGCCAAGCAGCCAAUCAGGAACGAGGUAGCAAGCAACAGCAAUAACUUAAUCAACAACACAAAGGCAGGUCCGUCCAUCAAAAACAACAACGUCAGCGAUGACAUCAACAACAUCAACAAAAACAUCGACAAGCUAAACAACAAUUUGAAAAAGAAUCUGAGUGAUCUGUUCAAUGUGACGAAACCACAUGAAACGCCCACUGCUACUGCUGAAAUCGCAGCGGAACUUCCUGAGAGGGACACCAAUCAAAACGCUCUCAACCAAUCAGCUUUUAGCAUUUCAAAAAGCCACGUCCACCUACAAAUGCAGCGUCCUCAUUCGUCCAUGUCCCUCCAAUCAAGAUACCAACAACAGCAGCAGCAGCAGAGACGUCUGCUGCCGUCUGAACCAAUCACAGGCAAACAACGUUCUGACGUCACCAACAACAACGAUAUAAUCAACAUGAAUAAAUCCAUGACUGCUUUUGAUGAUCAGACUUUUAAAGCGAACAACAACGUCAACAACUCUCUAAGCAUCAACACCAAUCAGAGACGGGGUGGUGACGUCACCGAUGACCUCACGCCUCUCUCCUCACAUCUCACCAAUCACAAGAGCGAUGUGUUGUCGUCGAAACUGAAGCCCACAUCAACAACGGCAACAACACCUCUAGUCGUCGGAGCAACGCCAGUAACCACAACAGCAAAUCUUCCGAAGUGGUCCCUGAAAUCUCCAGGGUGCACCUCGGCGAUCGGCACCAACUUGACCUACCCCCGACCUCCAUCUAGAACUUUUCUAGCCAAGUCGCCUGAUCCCCUACACAACUGGGUGAAGAGGGCAGAGAACAUCCAGCAGCAGUGGGAACUCCGCAACAACGUCUUCAACAGCAGCAACACCACCACUACCACCAGCAACAACAACAACAGCAACAACAUUUCAAAUAACGUCGUUGACAUCAACGUCACUAACAACAAAAACAACAACUCAACAGAUUUGAAUAAUACAAAUACUGUCAAUACUAUCAACAGUAAAGCGGAAAUCCCGUCUAAAAAUAACUCCGGAUUUCCCUGCCAGUCUAAAAUUAGCAGCACGGAAUUCCAGACGGAGAAGCACCAGGAGUUUGCCACUUUCAAAGGCGAUAUUGACGAACUAAUUAAGCCGGAUUUUUUGACGAAGCUGCAAGCCAGGAAGUUAGAAAUUCUAAAAAACGCCAACAUACCUCAUAAUGUUGACCGCAAGGACGGUGAGGAUGAUGAUUAUGAUCAUGAUGGUGGUGGUGAUGGUGAUGGUGGUAAUGAUGAGGAAGAUGAGUUACUCAGGCAGAACCUGAAACUAAGCAAGAAGAAGACGUCAUCAUUAUCAUCAAUGCCAUCAUCGGUUCCACGAUCAUCAUCGCCAUUCCAGCCUAAAAAUAGCCUCUCGGAAUUCCCUGAUCGGAUAUUAAUGGGAUCUCCAGUGGCCAAUCGCAGCUUCUCUUCAAUAUCCAUCCAAUCAGAUGAGUCAAGGGUUAAAGCGCAACAGCCGAUCAAAACGUCCUCUGUAACCUCCGGCCAAUCAGAUUUCAACAUUCCAAAAGAGGGCGAACCAAUGAAAAGAGAGGCAGGAAUUGGGGAUUAUAAAAGGAAAGAGGGAUCAAGACAUAGGGUAGCAUUUUCCCCCGUGAUCUCCAUGCUAACUGACGACCAAUCAACUGAUUGCUUUGUGGAAGACUCGAGCUGCCAGACAGUCUGCAAAGAAUUCGAAAUGUCCAUAGAGAAGAUAAUAAAAUUAUACAGCAAGCUCAAGAUAUUCAACCAACAACAUCAUAACAACGACACCGCUGCUACUACAACUACUACCACCACUACAACUACCGCCGCCGCGAUGAACAGAGUGAAGGAGUGCAUGAAUGAAGGAGUGAAGAGACUGUCAUCCUCACUCCUUGGAUCGCUAUCGUCACAGUUUGAGGAUCUAACACUACAGAUGAUGGAACUCGGAAAAAGGAGUAAUAAUAAUAACAAUAAUAAUAAUAAUAGUGGUGGCGGUAAUAGUAGUAGUGUUGUCAUUAGUGCCAAGGAUUUUGUACAGCUCAAACAGACUGUGUGA